AAGCGUUGGAUUAUUGUUAUUAUUUUUUUCCUUACAGAUUCGGCACUUUAGGCAACAAGAGGGCUCCUCCAAUAGUCAUGCCGUGCAACAGGGAGAAGUGUCUUCGUCGAAUCCUAACAUACUGUCCAACGAUCAAGUUGGCCCUAUCUUACUUGAGGCGCUAGACGGCUUUCUAUUCGUUGUAAAUACGGAAGGCCGCGUGGAGUACGUUACGGAAAACAUAACGCAGUACAUAAACUACACGAAGGACGAUGUACUGGGAAAGGAUAUUUACAACAUUAUUCAUCAUGGAGAUCACAACACCUUCAUGCCUAGUUUGCUACCCUUGUCGUCUUUAGGCUGGACCAGCGAGCCACAGCCUCAGACCAGGAAUCGCACCUUCAAUUGUCGCUUCUUGGUGAAGCCACCCGACGAUAAAGACGAGACUGUGGAAGAAAAGCAACAGCGAGUAUCGAAGUACGAGUCUAUGCAAAUCUGUUCUGCUCUUCUGCCCGAUCGUCUCGAAAGCGGUGAUGUAUCCGAAUCGUCGGACAUUGGUCCUUAUGUUAUGUGCGUAGCGCGUAGAAUCCCGCCGAAUGAGAAGCCCAUUACUACUUCUAUUGAGCAAUUCACCGUCAGAUUGGAUACCACCUGGAAGAUUAUCGCGGUCGACAACAGUUGGUUAUCCGAGGCUUACUCCAAGUACCUAAACAAGGACCUGGUAGGCACAAUAUUUAAGGAUUUGUGCCACCCUCUUGAUCUCAAUACGCUCACGAAACAUUUGAGCGAUACGCUCCAAACCGGAGAAAGUACGAGCGAUGUGUACCGAUUGCGCAUUAGUCCUGAUAAGUUCCUUAAGGUUCAAACAAAGUCUAAAUUUUUCAAGGCGAGUUUGAUGAAUGCGCACGAAAUCGACUUCAUGAUGGCAACUAAUUCCAUCAUCAGGGACAAUGACUUAAUGCCUCUCGAGGGUGGUCAGCUUUCCAACAACAAAUUGUGCUCAGGACACUCUAGCAACCGUUGUGCGAAUAAUAGUAAUAAUAAUAACGGUAACAAUAACAAUAACGUGGGUGGCCCGCUGAUGUCCGUCGCGCAUUUGAACGGUCAAGUGAGUGGUAUCAGUGCUCGCGGUAUGGCGACAACGGCCGCCACCUCGUCGAACUCGAUCGCCUUUAGCACGGGGGCGGCUGCCGGCGGCGGCGGUGGUGGUGGUGGCGGCGGCGGUGGCGGUAACAGUGACUCGUGCAACCCCUUAACGUCGCUGAGCACGUCGGUCGGCAAUUCGUUCAACCACUUUCCGGGAAACAUGGACCUCGGGAACAUGGAAUUCCAUGAGCUCUUCCCCAGUUCCACGUGGGACUUGGAUAGUAGCGCCGGGUGGACGGAUAGGCCGGAGUCGAGAGCGAGCGGGCCACCAAACUCACGACCACCUUCCCAGCCAUCCCCGACAUCACCGAGCCCGCAGGGAACCUUCUCUAAUUCGACGUUAAUACCUAUGGGCAGUCUUAGCCCAAGUACGAUCCCUCCCACCUUCAGUAAUUCGUUCCCCUUCAGCCCCCUUCAGGAGACCACGCAGACGGCCACGUUGAGCAAUGCUGCCAGUAGCGUCAACACAAACGGCAGCGGCGGCGCCGCCGGUGGUAGCGGUAUCAGCAGCGGCGUCGGUGGCGUCGGCAGUAACACCGCCACGACGACUGUUAAACGGACGGAGGAGAGCAACAAGAGCGGAUGUCCUACUAGCAACAGUGGUGGCGGUAGUGCCAUGGACAGUGCGACUACGAGAACCAGCAACACUGCCGUCACCUCCAUCGAGACUCAGAACAACAGUGUAGUGUCCACCGAGUCCGGUAGGCUCAGAAACUUACUGACGAAGGGCCCGAGCACUAGUGAGGAUAGCCAGGACAAUUCGAACAACGAUUCGGAUAAUAAUCAUAAGCAUCGGAUAUUGAAGAUUCUGUUGAACCAGCAGGACGAAGACGAUUAUCAUUCGGAGCAUAAAGUGCGUACGAGCCCGAGCAACAUGCCAAGGCCGAGCAUGGAGCACUCCAAAUCGUCGCUCGGAAACAACAUGUUAUUGCAGUUAUUAAACGAGAAAAAUGACGACGAGGACGAAGAGGCACGUGCCGGGAUGAAGAAGAAAAAUGAGCUCCUGCAACAGCUGAUGAAAGAUCAAGACGAAGAGAGAAAGUUACAGGAACAACAGAGUCGAGAAGAUGAUCCUCUUUUGCGGAGUCUUGGAUUUAAUACUACUCCAUCUCCGUCGCAAUCAGGUGAUCACAUGAGUCUGAACACGACGCAGGUAGGUCAGAAGAGACCGGGAGAGGAUGGCGACUUAAACAUAGCCGUGAAACGGCCUGUGGACGGGUCGCAUCAGGUGUCUUCUUCGGGAACGAGCUCCUCGAAUAAUGCAACGAGUAAGAGUUCUCCGCUAUGGGAGAAAAACAAAAUGUUGGCGUCCUUAUUAGCGAAACAGCCGCGGCAAACAACGCCGAGUAUCCCGAUUCCCGCGUCUGUGAUAUCGGCAACGCCACAGGACAAGCUGCCUCGGUUAAAACAACAACAACAGCAGCAGCAACAGCAGCAGCAGCAGCAACAACAGCAGCAGCAGCAACAACAGCAACAACAACAGCAGCAGCAGCAACAGCAGCCGCAACAGCAACAGUCGCAACAACAACAGCAGCCUUGGACCGGUGGCAAUUUGCAAGUUGGUGGUAAUAAUGCGAUUACGACGACCGCGACGUCGGCGCGUCCUCUCCAAAUCCAGUCGAGACAACUACCUCGUCAAGCAACCAAUUCCUACCUCAGUCAUAUGCUAAGUCAGCAACAAAGGCCCCAAAUGGGACCAAUCGAGUCCGAGUUUGCGGGUAGCGGAGAAUACCGUCAGACUAGCAACGAUCCAACCUGGGAUAAUCAGUCAUCGGAUCCGGAUCUCUCGGAAAUUUUGGAUCAAGUUAUUGAAUUUGUCCCGGACGAAGCUAUCACAAGAACAAUCAGUUUUUUGCGGGGAAUAAUAAUGCAGCCAAUCAUGUGUGGCAGCGAAAAUGCUAUCGAAGUGCCGGAGAGCAAUGUCAUGAACGAGUCAAUGGCAAUUAGCGCUAUUCAGAAGUCGUUGAUGUUGUGCGAGAGUGUCGUGAAUUCGACAUCUUCCAGCAUGACUAUGUCUAACACACCACCAGCCUAUUCCACUGCGUUGGGAACCACGCCUGUGACGACAAGUCACAGUUACCAGCCACCUCCUAUGUACCAACAGACCAGGAUGAGGUUUAAUUCCCAACCAGGCAUUAGACAAACCAGCCAAUUUACGCAGUUGCAGUUACAACAACAGCAACAGCGUUCUAAGCUUAUAGCUCAGCAACAGCAGCAGCAGCAGAAGCAACGAUUAUUGCAACAGCAGCAGCAACAGCAGAUGCUUAUCCCAUCGAAUGCUACUGCGACGGAUCAAAUUAGCAGUGGCCUUAACAUCGACAACCUUUUGAACAAUACCGUUGCGCCGCCGAAUGUGUCGUUGCAGCGAUCGAGUGUCCCAGAUUCACAAGUUUCUCCAGGCUAUGGGGCCUCCGUCCAGAUGGCUUCUGGUCACCGACUCGCUCAUUCGUAUUCUCAUCCAUCGACGAUACCACAGCACCAUAUUGUGAAUAACAAUUUCAACAGUGGUCAACAAGUGUCUGCCGCGGCGAGGCUUUCGCCACAUUCUCCGGCCGGUAUAUUGUCGUUCUCUCAUCCGCAACCAUUAUCCCCACGGGUGGCACAAGGCAAUUACGGCAACACACCGAGAUUAUUCAACGUGAACCAGGUGAGGCCGCAACAGCAGGUCACGGCGCAACAACAGUUACAACAGCAACAACAAAGAUCGAUGCCUUCGCCGGGGACGGCAGCCUCCGCCAGGCAAUCCCCGUUUCCUGCCGAAGCGUUUCCUCCACCGACGUCGCCUACGGCUAGCCAGUUCCCACCGGGUCCCAAUACUGGUGCACCAAAUCCGUCGGCCCAGUAUCGACUGCAACGAACCACGUCUACACCUUCUGCUACGACUCAGUUGCCAGGUGGGAUUGGCUCGCCUCGGCACUACGGCGGCGUGAGUAAGGAACAACCUCUUCUUUCACCUAGUCAUUCACACUCGGCUUGUCCGGGAACACCUACCCAUAAUCAACAUAACGCCACCAAUACACAACACUUCUCGAGCCAACAACAUACCCCCAUGCUAUAUCAACACACCAACGCAAACACUAUCAACACGGCAGACAUGCAGAACAGUCAGUUCUGUUACGAUCGGUCGUCAGUACCGCUCUAUCCGUCUGGCGGGGAGGCGCAAGAUGCCAGGUCACUGCCUUCCGGUAAUCCCGUCAAUCACCAAAUGGGUGGUAACGCUACCUCGGAGUUCGUGCGGCAGGAAUUGAGGGCGAUUGUCGGCGCGCGAACACAGCAGCAACAGCAGCAGCAGCAACAACGAGUGCCCAACAACCUACAGAAUAAUCUUUCUGGUCAAGUUUCUCAAGUUUCUCAGGACGAUCUUGAAGCGCUUGGUCUGACAUUCGAGAUGCCUUCUGCAGGUGAGGCUGUGGUUAGCGAUGGCCCCGCCAAGAUCUGGGGGAGCGCCGGAAGUGCCCCCUCGUCCUCCAGGAUUACUAUGGAGGAGGCACGAGGUGAUCCGACGAAAUCGUCGUUGCUGCAGAAGCUGCUACAGUCCGAGUGACUGCGGGCCACCAUCCCGUCAUGCAGUAAAGAGUUAUAUGUAAUAUAUUUUUGAGUGUGCGGAGAGCGGAACGGAGAUAUAUAGGACGUAAAAAACGCGGAAAGAGAGCGAGGGUGUGAAAGGGAGAAAAUGCGCGAGAGAUAGAGAGAAAAUAAGAGAAAGAGAGUUACAAAAUGCAUAUACACUUAUACGUAAUGGAUACUAUUGUAUUAUAUGUAACGUCACACACGGAGUCAGUAUUCAUAUACGUAUCACCAAAUACAAUGCAAAACUAGCGCGCGGUGCUCUCUAGAAUGUUGCCCGUCGAUCAGUCGAGGAAAAAGAGACGAGAGAACGAGAACGAGAGAGAGA
Messenger RNA from Temnothorax curvispinosus, 5020 nucleotides. RefSeq names its product nuclear receptor coactivator 2-like. Gene Ontology annotation, molecular function: nuclear receptor binding. Gene Ontology annotation, cellular component: nucleus. NCBI's taxonomy places the organism in Eukaryota, Metazoa, Arthropoda, Insecta, Hymenoptera, Formicidae. The transcript is spliced from 19 exons. The annotation marks the transcript as partial. Gene Ontology annotation, biological process: positive regulation of transcription by RNA polymerase II; cellular response to hormone stimulus. The record is from RefSeq and is a predicted model, not a curated record.